Messenger RNA from Triplophysa rosa, 732 nucleotides. RefSeq names its product UDP-glucuronosyltransferase 2A2-like. Bases 1 to 732 code for a protein of 243 amino acids. NCBI's taxonomy places the organism in Eukaryota, Metazoa, Chordata, Actinopteri, Cypriniformes, Nemacheilidae. Gene Ontology annotation, molecular function: UDP-glycosyltransferase activity. The transcript has a single exon. The record is from RefSeq and is a predicted model, not a curated record.
AUGCAGCUCUAUUUGGGAAUGUCGCUCACACUUUUUGUCAUCGUUCUCGUCAGUGUCUCGAGCGUUACUCACGGUGGUAACGUGCUCGUGUUACCGGCUGAAUACAGUCACUGGUACAACAUGCGCAACAUCGUGGACGAGCUGCUGAACCGAAACCACAGCGUGACGGUUCUGGUGAGCACGGCUUCAUUCACCGUUAACUUUAGACAGCCGGAGCGCUUCCAGUUUGUGGUCUUCAAUGUGUCUCUACAGGCGCACGAGCUGCACGGUCUGAGCGAACAGAUGAUCAAAAUCUGGUUGGAGUACCCCAGACCGAACAUGGUCCGGACAGGUCUCGAGAUCAUGGACCUGCUCGGGAAACUGCGCGAGACGCACCAGACCAUGUGUCACACUAUGCUGCGUAACACAGAGCUGAUCGCUCGUCUGAAGGCUUUAAGGUUUGAUGUGCUCUUAUAUGACCCCAUGAUCAUAUGCAGUGCCCUGCUGGCUGAAAUUCUGGACCUACCGUUCGUCAUCUCUCUGAUGGGGUCUCCUGGUUUUUCUAUGGAGAGGAUGUGUGGACAGAUGCCCGCGCCACCGUCUUUUGUCCCGGUUCCUCCGUCGGUGAUGACGGAUCACAUGAGUUUCACUGAAAGACUGAAAAAUGUGAUUGUUUAUGCUGUUUAUUCUGCUGCGUUUCGGAUGACCUCCAUCAGUUUGGAUAACUACUACAGUCAAGUGUUAGGUAAGUAA